Molecule: messenger RNA, 8585 nt
Organism: Psammomys obesus (fat sand rat)
Lineage: Eukaryota; Metazoa; Chordata; Mammalia; Rodentia; Muridae
Gene: Rel
Product: REL proto-oncogene, NF-kB subunit
Exons: 10
Coding region: 219-1988 (589 amino acids)
Biological process (GO): response to cytokine; canonical NF-kappaB signal transduction; innate immune response
Cellular component (GO): cytoplasm
Molecular function (GO): DNA-binding transcription factor activity, RNA polymerase II-specific; RNA polymerase II cis-regulatory region sequence-specific DNA binding
Source: RefSeq, a predicted model, not a curated record
CGGCAUCCUGGCGGGGCGACGCCGGGACGCCAGUGGUCCGAGCGCGAGGGCUCAGGGGUGGGAGGGUGUGAGCCGCAGACCGAGAGGGGCCGGGAAGGCAGAGGAGGCCCGGGGGAGGCCGGAGCACUGGGGUCCCCGCCGCUGCCGCCCGGCCGGCUGACUGACGAGCGAGCGAGCGAGCGACCGGCCGGCUUGGCGGCGUCCCGUGGAGCCGCGCCAUGGCCUCGGGUGGAUAUAAUCCAUAUGUAGAAAUAACUGAACAGCCGAGGCAGAGGGGAAUGCGCUUUAGAUACAAAUGUGAAGGGCGUUCAGCAGGCAGCAUUCCAGGGGAGCGCAGCACAGACAACAACCGAACAUACCCGUCUAUUCAGGUUAAGAACUACUAUGGAAAAGGAAAAGUAAGAAUUACAUUAGUAACAAAGAAUGACCCAUAUAAGCCUCAUCCUCAUGAUUUAGUUGGAAAAGACUGCAGAGAUGGGUACUAUGAAGCAGAAUUUGGACCAGAACGCAGACCUUUGUUUUUUCAAAAUUUGGGUAUUCGAUGUGUAAAGAAAAAAGAAGUGAAAGAAGCUAUUAUUUUAAGAAUAAGUGCAGGAAUCAAUCCUUUCAAUGUCCCUGAACAGCAGCUGCUGGACAUUGAAGAUUGUGACCUAAAUGUGGUGAGGCUGUGUUUUCAAGUUUUCCUUCUUGAUGAGCAUGGUAACCUGACUACUGCUCUUCCUCCCGUUGUUUCUAACCCAAUUUAUGACAACCGUGCCCCAAAUACUGCAGAAUUAAGGAUUUGUCGUGUAAACAAGAACUGUGGAAGUGUCAGAGGAGGAGAUGAAAUAUUUCUACUUUGUGACAAAGUUCAGAAAGAUGAUAUAGAAGUUCGUUUUGUGUUGAAUGACUGGGAAGCCAAAGGUAUUUUUUCACAAGCUGAUGUACACCGCCAAGUAGCCAUUGUUUUCAAGACUCCUCCAUAUUGCAGAACUAUAUUGGAGCCUGUGACAGUGAAAAUGCAGCUGCGGAGACCUUCUGACCAGGAAGUUAGUGAACCUAUGGAUUUUAGAUACCUGCCAGAUGAAAAAGAUGCAUAUGGCAAUAAGUCAAAGAAACAAAAGACAACUCUGCUUUUUCAUAAAUUGCUGCAAGAUUGUGCAGCUAGCUUUCCUGAGAGACCAAGAACUGUCCCAGGGGGGUCGAUUGGAGAAGGAAGAUUCAUCAAAAAAGAAUCAAACUUGUUUUCUCAUGGUACAGUUUUAGCAGAAAUGCCCAGGUCUUCAGGAGUUCCAAGUCAAGCCGAACCCUACUAUUCUUCGUCUGCUUCCAUCUCAAGUGGAUUGCCACAUCACCCACCAGCCGUACCCUCAGUGGUCCAUCAGCCUACCAGCUGGACAUCAGUGACCCACCCCACCUCACAGCCAGUCAGUACAAACACUCUGAGUAGUUUCUCAGCGGGGACACUUUCCUCUAAUUCGCAAGGUAUCCUUCCAUUCCUAGACGGGCCCAGUGCGAGCGAUUUAAGUGCUUCUAAUGCUUGCCUCUAUGGUACUGAUGACCUAGCUAGAAUGGAAACAUCAUCCAUGUCACCAGCUGACUUAUAUAGUAUUUCUGAUGUCAACAUGCUAUCUAAUCGCCCUGUGAAUGUGAUGACAACCAGCAGUGAUAGCAUGGGGGACACUGAUAAUCCAAGACUUGUGAGCAUCAAUCUUGAAAACCCCUCAUGUAAUUCAAGGUUAGACCCACAAGAGCUGAGACAACUACAUCAGAUGUCUUCUAUGGGUAUAUCAGCAGGCACCAGUGCCAAUUCUGCUUUUGUUUCCCAGCCAGAUGCAUUUGAUAGAUCAAACUUCAAUUGUGUAGACAAUGGCCUGAUAAAUGAGCCUGAACCAUCAAAUGAAGCAAGUAAUCAUAAUUUUGUUCAGAGUAGUCAGUAUUCAAGUAUCGAUACUCUGCAAAGUGACCAGUUGAGUGAUGCCUUUGCUUAUAGUUUUUUUAAAAUAUAACUUGCAGGACAUAAAUCUAGAGAGCUAUAAAACUUUAGGUGUAUAGAGUAUAAAGAGAAAGUUCAGAAGGAGGAACUUUACAAGGCUCUGCUGUUUCUUACUUUGAAAGAUAGACCUAAAGUACAUGUGCUCGAUGUGAACUGUUUUCCGUAUUUCUCUAAGACAAGCUAUGUGUCUUUCAUAACGUAUUAAUGUAUUAGUUAAAUGAACUGAUAUUUGCUUUCAAGCAGAUAUAAGGUAAAACAUGUAAUGGCUAUGCCAUUGGGAAAUAAAUUCAUUAUUGUUAAGGCCCAUAGGCCAAAGUGACCCCUAAGGGGUUUUCUGAGAUUUCUUGGUAUUUUGAGAGAGAGAUAGAGAGAGAGAGAGAGAGAGAGAGUGUGUGUGUGUGUGUGUGUGUGUGUGUGUCACACGUGCUGAAGUGAGCUUUCAACACAUGGAAGAUUUUUUUUUCUAUUCUAUAUUAUUUAGACCCUUAUCUUUAAACUUAUGAAAUUAGCUUUAUGCCCAUAUUUUCAAGAAAAAGAGUUUUUCUUGAGUGAGCCUUUUCUUCAUUAGAUGCCUUUGAUCCACCUUUGAUCUCAUAAAGCAUGUCUACUUCUCUAUGAAGAAUUAACCAGAUAGUCUGGCUCAUGUCUGUCAUCUCCCUACUCGAGACUGCAAGUUCAAUACUUGCCUGAGCUAUAUAGUAAUAAGUUCAGUACCAGCUUGGGCUGAACAUUUUGUCUCAAAAAUAGAAAAGAUUAAGGCUGUGACCUAGUGGUAGGGCUUGCUUAACAUUUGCAAGAUGCUGUGUUCAACCCCUGUGGAAAAAAAAGAAAACAUAACAUUUGUUUUAGCCUAGUAUAUUCAUACCUAAGUUUUGAACUUUUCUCUCAGACUUGUUGUCCUUCAGUCUUCGCCAGGCUUCCAGCUGCUAAGGCAAUGUAAAUUGUCAUGCCAGGCUUCCAGCUAAGGCAAAAACCUUGAUGCCACCCUUGAUUCUUCUUUUGUCUCCCAUAUUUGUCCAAUCAGCAAAUCCAGAAGGCCAUUCCCUCGAUAUAUUUGCAAAGCUGACCACCUCUUUUGAACUUUUGUUUGAGACUAGGUGGCCUCAAACCUGCUAUGUAGCCAAAGGUGACCUUGACCUGAGGCUCCUCCUGCUCUGCCUCUGGAAUGCUGGGAUGACCAGUGUAUACCCCACACCACAGUCAUGUGGUGCUGGGGAUCAUAGACAGAGCUUUGCUGGGAGAGGCAUACAUGCCCAGCUCAGACUAAUCACAGGCAUUUUGUAUGAGCAGGCACUAACAGACACAGCUAUUAGAACGCUCAGCAGAUGGUGCUUACACAUUGACUCGUCUCACAGUUUCUCCUCUAAGUUGAAGUAAGGUACUUCUGCAUCUGUGUGUAGAGUGUUUGCAGUUGAUGUUUUACUUCCGGGUGCUACUGGCUGAUCACAGCUCAUCUUAUAACUUACAGCGCAUUUGCUACAUGAUUCCCUGGUUGCAUUUGUGUUCGCCUGGCUUUGAAGGGAUCCAAAUUCCACUUUCCACUACAUCUUUCCUCCUUUCCCCAGUAUCCUCACAUCACCAUUUAGUUUUUGCUUCCUUUGUAUAAACAGAAUAAAUAUCUUCUUGAGCUUUAAAGGAAGUGCUGAAAAAUAUCCCCCAAAGUUCCAAAAACCCUAUUCACAUGGUGCCCCUUCCUUCCACGUUUAACUUUGAAGUGCUGUGCCUCCAUCUUCUCAUCUAUCUGUCUUUAGUUCACCCCAUUCCUUGUCAAAUCCCAAGUCUUUUUUUCCCUACUCAUCUGCCCUGUCCACAGCCUGCAGCCUGCUGAGGGACUGCAUCCCCUGGGUUCCUAAGCCCAGCCCUCAGGAGGUACUCUCAUCAGACCACUGCGGCAGCUUUCUCUCAUGCUGUGUGAAUGCUCAUAUCAACUGCCUUCUCUUACACUCUGCUUUUCCAGUUGCAUUACUGCUGACACUAGAUAUAUUUAACAGAAAGCUCAGUCAUAUUUGAUUUUCCUCAAUUCAUACAUAGUCCUUUUGAGUCUUCCUACUCAAAGGCUCUUGCAUCUCUUCAUUCUUUUUCUCCAAUAAAUAUCUUUUCCAUAUGCUCAACAUUUUUUUUAGGCACCCUGUUCCUUUUAACUUUGUGGUUGGAAGAUGUUGAAUUUUUCCCGCGGAUCUCCGUCUAUGUGGCCCAUUCUGCCUCUGCUCCUAACACUUACCUUUCAGCAGCAGCUUCUCUGCAGGGAGGGUCUGGUCCUGCUGCUGCAGCCGAGGUGAGGUGUAGCUGUGUGCUAUGCUCCCAUGUUACAGACUUAAGUCGGUUAAGUGUGCGUCUCACUCGGGACUCCGGCACUUGACACAGACUCUGGCAUCAUUGGUGCUGAAUAAAUGGUAGCUAUUUGUUAGACAUGGGAGGGUGACUAUAAAAAUCGUAUUUGAGGAUACGGUUUUUAAUGAGAAAAGUGCUUCACCCUUCAGGAAAAAUAGGCCUAGAUGACCUGUCUUGUGAGACAUACUUUUCUUCUGGCAGACGGCCUUUCUCUUAAAAAAAAAAAAAAAAAAAAAAAAAGAAAUAUGCAGACACUGGCACAUAACUUUGUGGUAGACCACGGCCCUGUGUUUGAUACCCAGAAUUACGACAACAACAUUAUAAAAGAAGAGCAUAAAAACUACCCUGAGGCCCUUUGAGACCCAAAGCAGCUCUCUUGGAAAUCGUAGUACCAACAGUAUCAGGUGGAAAUCCUGCCUCUGCAUGUGGCAUGUCGUAUCUCAAGUGCCCCUGAAGUACCCCGUGACAGUUUGCCCGCACAGAUGUCAGUAGCCAGCGUUCAUGCCGUAAAUUAUAUGACAUCCUUGUGACUGUGUAUUGUACAGUGUACUAUGUUCUGUGUAGAAAAUAAGCGAAUGAUGUUGCACUCUUGUCCUUAAAGAUGGUUUUUUUCUUAAGAGGAAUCAUACAUACAGUCAACCAUAGAAGCAUGGAAAAACUUUGAGGUACAAUGUGAAGAAGUUUUGCUUGUGUGAAAACUGUGUAGCCACCGUGUUUGGGACCCCAGAGGUUCUUAUCAGCACCUCUAAACUUCUGUUCUGACCCCUGUCAUCAGAGCCUGAUGACUUCCUGUCCUAACAGCCUUUUCCUUUGCUAAUUAAUUCACCAUUAAAAGAAUCUUAGUGUAGAGUAACUGGGUUGUCAGUUUGUCAUGCUGUGCUCUGGCUUGUUUCCACAGCCUCAGAAAAACUACAUUUUCCAUGGUGAGACCUAGAACUGGCAAUCCAGGAUAAUUGUACCAUAUUGUUUUAAUCAUAAAUUAAUAUAUUGAAAAAUUACCAUAAGCUCUCAGACAGUGUGAAAAAAAUAUAAAGAAGAGAGACUGGUUUUAGUCAGUUAGCCUCGAUAGGUCUGCUGGUUCUGGCCUGGAAUCUCAGAUACUCCGGCACACAGAUCACAAGUUCAAGGCCUGCCCUGUCUGCAGAGUGAGUUCAAGGGAACAGCUUUGUGAGUUCUUAUCUCAAAACAUAAAGUGAAAAUGGGGUGGCGGUGGGGAUUGUUCUUUGGUAUAGUUCAGUGGUGGAGCACCUAGCAUGCACAGCCCAAGAUUCAGUGCCCACCCCCAGAAAAACAAAAACCUGGCCGUCAUGCUUCCCAGGGUGUGCUUUGUACUAAGUGAUGUCUGAAAAGAAACACUUUAAAUUGCAAUAUGUAAGUCAAAGAUAACAAACCAAUAGCUGUGUUCCUCAUGUAGUCCUGAUUGGUCUACUAUCCAAACAUUCUCAUCACCCAGGAGAGAAAAGUCACAGGGGAGGAAACGCUUUGUGAGACUAUGACACAGGUUUCUCUUUAGACUAAUGUCUAAGUUGACAGCUGUGGAGAAGCUUUUGGAGGCCUUACUCUUUCAGAGUAUGCUUUCUUAUCAAGGGAAAUAUUGGUUAUUGGCUCUACUUUGAAAAUGUGUGACUGGAUUUCUCUGUAAAAAUUGGGUUUUUCAUUGGGAGUACUUUGACAUAUGUGAAGGUGCUUCUGCAAGAUUUCAGGUUUGUUUUCAGAGGCUGAGUAUGCAGAGGCUAGACUGCUUCUGUGUCCUAUGUGCAAAGCCCACGCGACUCCUGCAAGCCCAGCGGUGGGCCAGGAGGGAUGAAGGCGUCGGGUUUAUCCAGUGUCUUUCUUCCCUUUAAGACAUAGCCACACGAAUAUAUAGAUUUCGAGACAGGGUUUCUCUGGACUCACUUUGUAGACCAGGCUGGCCUCGAACUCACAGAGAUCUGUCUCUGCCUCCGCCUCCCAGAGUGCUGGGAUUUCAGGUAUGUGCUACUGCACCUGGCUCACAUUAAUAUUUUAACUGAACAUCCUGGCAGAAUUUAAAGCAUGAGGUCAAUAGUAGAUAAGAUCAAGUCUCAAAAGUAAUCACAUUUUUUUUUUCAUGUAUGCAAAAAGACCAAAAACCCACUUGCAUCCUCAUUGUUUUUUGUCUUGCUUUGGGUUUUUUUUUUGUUUUGUUUUGUUUUGUUUGGGGGGGGGGGAGGUUGUUUUUCCCAAACACAGGUUUCUCUGUGUAGCCUGUUGUCCUGGAACUCACCCUCUAGACCAGGCUGGCCUCUAACUCAGAGGCCUCUGCGUCCCCAGUCUGAGGCAGUGGUCUGUACUCUGCAUUGUGCCCCACCCUCUUUUUUACUAUAAAGACGUAACUUUUUAACAAGCAACUGCACUUUUCCGAGCAUGGCUCUGAGGCGGUUGCCGCUUGUUUAAUCAGCUUGUUUCUACAGCUGCAGAGGGUCUUUUGGUUUGCUUGGUUUUUGUUUUGCUUUGAGGCAGGGUACCCUGUUGUAGCCCCGACUGGCCUACAACUCACACAAGUCUGCCUGUUUCUGCCUCCUAACAACUUCAGGAGUUUUCGUUCUUUAUAUUUUUCAAGUUUUUGGAACUUUAAAGAAUCACAAACAAGCCAGGUAGUGGUGCCUUUAAUCCCAGCACUCAGGUAAUCCCAUCGCUUGAGGAGCAGAGACAGUCAAUGAGUUCUGUGAGUCUGAGGCCAGUCUGAUCCACAGAGCAAGUUCCAGGAUAGCCAGGACUACAUGGAACAACAUUAUAAAACAAAAAAACAAAACCCUCACAAACAAAAUUCAUUGAAUACUUUGAAUUCAAUUACAAAGUUGGUUCCUCAACAAAUUGACGUUUUAGGGCUAUUAGCAGAUUGCCGGAGCCUGCCAGCAGAGUUGAAUGGUUCUUGAGUUGGGAGUGAGGAUUAAAAUUAAUAAACUAAACACACAACACACAUGGGACUUUUCCAAGAGGCUCCAAACCUGACCAGCCAGCAGCCGCCUGACUUUAUUACAGAGAACUUUUAAGCCAGAGUAAAAACAGCUCAGAACAAUGGGUUAAAUUUACAAGGAGGUGAAGCUAGAGUGUGAUCUUCACAAGCUAUCCCACCUGCUGUCACAAACAAAAGGAGAUGGACUUGCGAAUUCUUCCCUGACUUCAGUGAAGGCCUGGUAAAAGCAGUCGUUCCACUGAGAUUUAACUAUCAAAGCAGCUGGCAGAUCAACAGCUCCCAACAGCAGAUCUGUAAAUUUUUUGUUAAAAUACCAAAUUCAUCUUGUCUAAUUUUCUUUCUAAGCUUCAUUAACCAAAGUGUAACUUCCCAUGAACUGUGGAGUAAGAUAGGGCUGGAGGCCUGUGGGAUAAUUGCAUGACAUCCAGUCUUCACUAGACCUCAUAGUGAACCAGCCGUAGUGACACAUGCCUGCGGCUUCCAACACUUAGAAGGCUGAGGCUGGAGGGAGGAAUUCAGGUUCAGCCUGGGCAACACUGGGGGCCUCCGUCAGCCAUCAGUCAGAUAAUUUUAAAAUGCCAUUGGUUAAUAGAGCCCAACAAAACAAGUGACAUCUUUUGUUGUUGUUUUUACCUUAAAUUUAAUAUCUACUGCCUCUCCCUUCUGAGUACUGGGAUUGUAGGCAUAUGUCACCACACUCUACAUUUUGGAGAGAAGAGGAAGGGGGCAUCACACUGGAAUUGAACCCAGAGUCUCUCUCAUACAUGUUAGAGUUAGUGCUCUACCACUGAGCUUUCUGCUUUGAAACUGAUUUUAUAUGAUUGAUGAUAAAUAAUGAAUUGUUUUUUAAAGUUCUGAUACUGUUACCUUUAUAUCAAGAUGAAAUAUUUUUUUAAUGUAAAGAUGUAUUUUAUUGUACAGAAUAUUGUGUUACUUUUGCAAUAUCUUUGUAUACUGUGAUUUUUUUUUUCUUGGUGAUAUAACAAAUAAACCAUUUUCUAAAACUUUGCUAUUUGCUAACAAAGUAUCAAUGAAGUUUCCUUAUUGUUUUUAACUUUUUUGUAAUAAGGGGUAGCUAUUUGGGGUUGUUUAGAGACAUUAGAUAUCUUUAUAAAGUGUUCUCAGGAGGUGCUUCUGUCUGUUAACUACUCUUUGAAAUGGUAGUCUCAAGAAGAGACUUAAGAAAUGGCUUUUGUUGUUGCUUUUUCAUGACAGGGUCUUACUUUGUAGCUCAAGCUGUCCUGGAACUAUGCUAGCUGUCUUCUUCUCCUCUUCCUCCUCCUCCUCCCCUUCUUCCUUCUCUCCCCUCUCCCCCCUCCUUCUCUCCUCCUCCUCCUCCUC